CUUUCGUUUUUACCGUUAUUGUUGGUUUUUUGUUGUAUAUGUGUAAGUGUGUGUGGUGCGCCUUGACGCUCGCUGUGCGCUUCGGCAUUCACCGUAUUUUUGUACCGUUAUUUUGCAUUUGUUGGAACGCAAGGCUCGUGCGCUCGUGGAAAAUUCACCAAAAUUUUCAUUUUCAGUUUUUCUCCGACUGUUUAGGGCGGUUCCGCAGGCAGCAGGCUGAAGAAAAGUGUGUGCAGUGCAGUGUGCAAAAAAGAAAAAAUCCAAAAAAAUAAUGUUGUAGCAUAAUUUUAGAUGCCGACGCAUUGAAAAAAUUAGAAAACACUAUAGUGAUCACUAAAACAAUAAGAAAUUAGAUAAAAAUUUGAAAAAAUAAAAUAAAGAUAAGACAAAUAAAUAAUACAAAGAACAAAUUAAAACUAUUUAGCAAUUCCGGUCAUAAAUAAAACAGUGUUAAAACAUAUACAAAACAAUAAAAAACAACCCUGCGUAUCCGAACGAAUAACCAUUGUUAAAAAUUCUAAAACUAAACCACAACGAAAUGACGAAUAAAAAAUUUAAAUAAUAGAAAAAAAAUUAAGCAAAAUUUAAAACAAAAACAACAUUAGCAAAAAGUCAGUGAAUGCACUUUUAACCGUUAUCAAUGCUUAAACAUUGUAAAAAUCCAAAAAUCUCAAAAAAUUGUAAUACCGAACGUUUCAAGUGAUCGUAGCCGAAACCCCGAGAUUUAUUCAGAUUUAUUCGUGAAUACCGUUACAUUUUUAUAAUACACGUAAAUGUCCACGCGUUUGCAUUUGGUGCCUUCCUAAUGUUAUCAAUGUGUUUGUGCGUGUUGGUUUGAAACUAAAAAUAUUAUAUCUGUUCAAUAACAAAAGGAAGUAAUGAAUAAACCAUAAUUGUUGUGUGAGGAAAGUGAACGAAAAUUGUUAAAUAACAUAAUCGAAGCAGUGUCAAAUUUAUGACAAAUUACAAGCGAAAAUUUCAACUAGUCAAACAACGGCGUAGUAUUGAUGAAGAUGUGGUGAAGAGUGGGCGGCUGGACUUUCAAAACGAUUGCUGUUGUUGCAGCGUUACAUUGCUUUGUCGUUAAGAGAGUGGGUCGUUGGAAAUGACAGCAUGCGAUUGAUCGCCAGCGCUGCCAUUGAGAGAAACGCAAAGUGGUGAAUAGAACACUCCAAAUAAGCGAGCAGUGAAUCCAUACUUAGUUUCAACGUCAAUAAUGCAUUUUUUCUAACAAAACUGUUAAUAGGACAUUAGAACCGAGAAACCUUAAACCCUAAACGUCAAAAUUUAUUAAAAUAAAAAGAAAUCUUAGCAACACAACUCGCUACUCUAAGCGAGCGACUGUGCGCGUUACUGCCAAUCACGUCGACGCAACACGUAGUAGUCAUUAGUGUGUGAAACUCGAGUAGCAGCCACAGGAUACCAGACAGCAGACGAGACAGCUGAAAGCAGUUGGAAGGCGUUUUCUGUGCCGCUGGUUGUUGUUGUUCGACAAUCGAAUCACAGCCAGACAGCAGCGAAGCGCUUGCACGCGGUGUGGACGUUGUUGUUGACGUCUCUGCGUGCGGUAUUCUUCGUCGCAUAGCGCGUAGCUCACGAGCACGUGACACAGGCAAACACACGCACAUACAGGAGCGGAUAGGAUCUGGUGACCGUGACGGCUGGUAGGCGGAGUGACACAUUUAUUUUUUUAGUUUGAUUGCAACGACAUGGCCUGCGUAAAUUGUGAGCUGGCCGCAAUUAUGAAAUGGCGACUAGCGGUGAUAUAUCGAUGAUCUCACCACCAUCGUCUUCCAUUUCGAACGGCCAGGAUCCAUUCGGACAAUUGCCGCCGCUGCCACCGCCACUGCGUUCAACACAAGUGCUUCAACCGCUAACGGUUUUUCCAGUGUCCAAUUUGAGCGAAGACUCUUACGAUUAUGUUUUUGGUGGUCGACGUAAGACCCCGCCUGCAACAAGAACAACAACUACACUCAAGCUGACCUCACCGCCAGUACGCCUGCGACCAGAAGACGCACACCAUCGUGGUGGCAACGUAAAUAAUGGUGGCCGCUUUUAUCGUCAUUCCUUCAGUUACGCGCCAAAACGCACCCGACACGGCAACAACAGCGAACGCAAUGAAAAUCGUGAAUCACGACUGAGAUGUCAUGGCGAAGACGAAGCAACACUGCGCCAACUGCUUCUCGAUUUGCAAAAGCAAGUUAGCGUGAUGAGCAUGAAUUUAUCAGCCAAACUGGAUGAGCUUCAGAGAGGCGAUCGCCACUUGGAGACGACAGUCGCCUUGUGUGAAAUACGUACACAGCUGCAGGAGCUAACCAAAUCCGUGGAGAGCUGUCAAAGUGAAGUGUCCGAGGUGAAACGAGACAUGGUGGCGAUCAAGCACGAACUAGACACCGUGCAACAAGUCAAAGAGGAAAUCGAAGAGCUGCGCGAAUACGUCGACAGACUGGAGGAGCACACACACAGACGGAAGCUAAGACUUUUAGAACAAGGUCUUACCUUCUUCCUAACAUACUCGAUAUUCUCAGCGGUGCUGGGCAUGUUGCAGUUCGGUUACAAUACCGGUGUGAUAAAUGCGCCCGAGAAGAAUAUUGAGAAUUUCAUGAAGGAUGUAUACAAGGAUCGCUAUGGUGAGGAUAUUAGCGAGGAGUUCAUACAACAGCUGUACUCGGUGGCGGUGUCGAUAUUCGCCAUUGGCGGCAUGUUGGGUGGUUUCAGCGGCGGUUGGAUGGCCAAUCGCUUCGGCAGAAAAGGCGGAUUAUUAUUAAAUAAUGUACUUGGCAUAUCGGGUGCUUGUCUAAUGGGUUUUACCAAAGUUAGUCAUUCCUAUGAAAUGUUAUUCCUUGGCCGAUUUAUUAUUGGUGUUAAUUGCGGUCUUAAUACAUCAUUGGUGCCAAUGUACAUCUCCGAAAUAGCGCCACUGAACUUACGCGGUGGAUUAGGUACUGUAAAUCAAUUGGCUGUGACAAUAGGUUUACUACUAUCCCAAGUGUUGGGAAUCGAACAAAUUUUAGGAACUAAUGAAGGCUGGCCAGUUUUACUUGGUCUAGCCAUAUGUCCAGCAAUAUUGCAAUUAAUAUUACUGCCGGUAUGCCCGGAAUCGCCCAGAUAUCUGCUUAUAACGAAACAAUGGGAGGAGGAAGCCCGAAGAGCGUUACGACGACUACGUGCCUCUAGUUCGGUUGAGGAAGACAUCGAAGAGAUGCGCGCCGAAGAACGCGCUCAACAAUCCGAAAGCCACAUCUCCACCAUGGAGCUCAUCUGUUCGCCCACACUGCGACCGCCAUUGAUUAUCGGCAUUGUUAUGCAGCUGAGUCAGCAAUUUAGCGGUAUCAAUGCGGUACUCUACUACUCGACAUCGCUAUUCAUGAGUUCCGGCCUGACGGAGGAGAGCGCCAAAUUCUCAACGAUAGGCAUCGGCGCCAUAAUGGUGCUAAUGACGCUCGUCUCAAUACCGUUAAUGGAUCGUACCGGUCGUCGAACACUCCAUCUAUACGGUUUAGGUGGCAUGUUCAUAUUCUCGAUAUUCAUAACGAUUUCAUUUUUAAUUAAGGAGUUUUUUGGUUAUGUACAGGAAAUGAUCGAUUGGAUGUCGUAUCUGUCGGUGGUGUCCACGCUCGGCUUUGUCGUCUUCUUCGCUGUGGGACCCGGCUCCAUACCGUGGAUGAUUACGGCGGAAUUGUUCUCGCAAGGCCCAAGACCCAGCGCGAUGGCGAUUGCUGUACUAGUCAAUUGGAUGGCGAACUUUGUUGUCGGCAUUGGUUUCCCCAGUAUGAAGGCUGAAUUGGAGAAUUACACAUUCUUGCCGUUUAGCGUCUUCUUAGCUAUAUUUUGGAUAUUCACCUACAAGAAGGUUCCUGAGACUAAGAAUAAGACAUUCGAGGAGAUAUGCGCGCUGUUCCGCCACGGAAAUGGAAGGAGUAUGCUAAACUGCACAAAUAGCUUGGAGCCACAAAGUAUGAAUUCUGGCAUCGAACAUGCCGCAUUGAUGGUAUCUGAGGAAAAGACCCAACAUGACUCACCUGCAUCCGAGCGUUGUUUAGAAGGCGGCCGAAAUACACUCCAGGGCCGGAGCGGUGCCUCUGCGCCCCAUCACCAUCGUCAGCAAAUACCUGUCUGCCCGAACAGCGGGCCUUGACUGAGGAACGCCUCACCUCCUGAAACUGCCAGUGUACAUUCAACGAAUGCUGAACAACACCAAUACCCACAUCAACAACAACAACAUCCAACACAAUCGAAAACAUCACGCCAACAGCAACAACAGCAGCAACAGUCACAGCAACAUCAUCACGUACAUUGUAGCUAUGAUAAGGAUAUUGUAUGUGACGACACGCAAGCGCACCUGCAGCAAUUGCAACAGCAACAGCAGCAACAACAACAGCACGGCGAUCAGCCAUAUAUGCACCAGCCAACUCACUGUCACAGCCACAUUGCUUACGCGGAACCGCUUCAACAAUCCACCACCACACCGACGCCACACCGCCACCAAGCGCAACGCAAGCACAGCCACAGUCCACACCAUAGUCGCCACACAUCGCCGCACAGUCAUCACUCGCACAGCCAGCACUCAUCACCGCAUCAAUCGCAUCAUCACAUGCACGAAACCGAUUCGCUGCCGCGUUCAUCCCUAACGCAUCCAACACGUCCUCCCGCAGGCAAUGCGCCAACCUCAUCCACGCAUCAUCCACAUCAGCAUCAUCAGCAUAAUCAUCGACGCCGACGUUCGCGUCACAGUCAUCAACAGAAUGGAAAUGGCAACGGUAAUGGUAAUGCAGGAGGCGGAGGCGGCAGCGGUAACUCAAGCUUACAUGGUCCACAUGGACAUAGUCAGCAUAGCGAACCGCGUUCCUCAAAUCGGCAUCACAGCCACACACAUGGCAGCAGCUGCACGCGACGUCAUCGCUCAGCCACAGAUAUUUCCAGCACCUCGUUGAACACAUGCCACGAUCCGACCUGUGUGGAUCGUGAGGUGCAAGAGAUCUUGGUGCGUAAGACCUGUUGCAACUCUUCGCGCACUGAGCUCGCGCAAUAUUUCGCAGAGGAUCUCUAUGGUUCCACACGUCGACCUUCGUCGUGUUGCACUUCUUCGGAUUAUUGCUAUCAGACCGAUUCGACUAGUCUGUAUGGCUCACGUUCAUCGCUCAGUCGCAAUAACUCAAUUAAGUCGGCAUCGGUUGCGCUGCGUAAACGUCGUUUGCACCAGCGACAACCCAGUUACACAUCGAUUUCAUUGCGUGGCUUAAACGCUGGCCAUCCAAGCAGUCAGCCCGGCUCGCUAACUUCCGUUUUCGAUCGUGCCAAACAGAUGGGUAUCGAUGCCGCCGAUUUGGACAAACGCGGUAGUGGCGGCAAAAUUGUGGUUUCGCCGUCCAAGGUGACCAUCGAACGACAAACAUCAAAGGAUGCGCUGAGCAAUGAUCUGCCCGAAUAUGCGUGCUCGCCGUCACCAAUACGUUGGAGCUUCCUGGCCGAUGGUAAGUCACCUACCGAAUUCGAACGCGCAGUGAGCGAGAUGGACACCAAAGAUCCGUGGACUUCGGCGGAUGAGCAAACACGUGUGCCACGCGAGCCGAAGCCAACUAAGUGUGAGCACCGCAGCGAACAUCGCAGUGAGCAUCGUUCGUACACCAUGCAGCACAGCAGCCGCAAGCACACGCACGAUGAGCGCCCAAGCACUUCGGCAGCAGCGGCGGCGCGCAAAUGUCGCGAAAGCCCAAUGAACUGUGAUUUUGAGGAGACAUCAACCACGGUGCUUUUCCAUCAGGAGGCAGACUCCUACAAUAACUGUUGCAAUAACUACAUCCAAUGUAACACCUACCUCGAUCAAGAUCUGCAGAUCACCAGCGAAGACAUACAUCAAUAUCUCUCGAAGGGCAAUCAACAGUCCAACGAUGUGUUGAACAAUUCUAAAAACUAUCCAUUCCAGCCAAGCAAUGCCUUGGAAUUCCAGUAUAAAAACAAUUUCGCCAACAAUAAUACCGGUGCUGCCUCCUCGGAGGGUGGUGACAGCGUACGCGGCUACGAAUUCUGCUUUCGACGCAACUCCAGCAAAGAAACAAAUCUAAAUCAGAACUCUAACGCCGCUGGCACAGCCAUUGGCGAGUCUGAGGGCGCCACAGCCUGUGCCGCGUCCUCAUGCAGCAGCACACCGCUCUCACCGACCAACAUCAACCUCUCGUCUAGCACGAAUAAUAUUAAUAUCGUCUUCGGCAACUACACCGAACGCAACGCCAACGAAGUCAAGUUCAUUAACACCACACGCGGUGGUGAUACAGUUGCGGUCUCAAGCGAGGCGCAUCACAGCGGCUACUUGCCAUACACCUACCCAAGCUACGACUACACAAACAUGUCGGCAAACUCACAGUUUGACAAGCCGCUAGGCAUUGGUGAGCUGCCCAAAGACUUCACCAGCACUGCCGGCAGUGCUGAUGCUGCCGAGGAGGAAGGCGCAAUUGGUGGUUGCUCUAGCGCCACUUGUGGCUCGCCAACGAUCACCGCAACAAGCGAUGAUCAUCACUCAUCCCUACUGCAAUCGCCUGUACCGACUGGUGUCUCUUUCGAAUCAUUCGAUGCCGCUUCCGAUCACAAUUUGAUAUCGUGUCGUGACAGCUGUCAAUUUUCACCAACACCACGUUCACCAUUAUCGCCUGCAUCGCCAGCCUCCUCACCAUGUUUGUCGGCCUCCAUCAAUCCAGCUGCCGCUUCCUAUGUGAACGCACAUCAUCCAUAUUUUCAUUAUCAGGCGCAUGGCGCCGAUCAACAGCACUCACCCAACAGCGGUGCACAUCAUCACUAUCACAAUCACCAGCAAUAUCAUCAUCAUCAACAUCAGCAUUUCACCGAAAGCUUUAAGAUCAGCAAUGCUUUCAAAAAGGUGCGCAAGCGUGCACGCAAAUAUACCGAUUUCCUGCGCAAGAAGUGAGCUAGCCGAUCGAACGACCCGACGAUCGAUGUGCGCUAAGCAGUUUCCGUUAUACAUACGUAUGUACGCAGCAAACGUGCAUCGAUCGUUUGUCAGCACACAUCCAACAACACACUUGGAUCGUUUGAACGAGGCUUUGCUAGCGCGAAGUAUUUUGUAAAAGUUUGCUAUGUGUAUACGUGUCUCUAUUUUGUGCAGAUUCUCCCUACUUCGGCAAACGGUAUGUGGUCGUGGCGCUCAACCGACGCGCCUUUAGUUUGGACGAGGCUAGCAAUUGAAGCCGCAGCAGCUGUAGCACGAAAUAUUAUGGAGCUUUCGACGAGCUUUCACUUACUUUUGUGCUGAUUUUCAAUCGAAAUGCGUAGCACAGUUAUGUGCUGAGUGUUCUGAAAUUACUGGCUUCCGAAGUGGCGGUUGGCGCAGCGUAAACAUAAGGCGUAACUAUGCGGCCAACGAGCUUCAAUUUAUUUCAUACUGCUUUCGAAAGUGUUCCUGCUCUACCGUUAUGUGAUCUAGUUCCAGAUCUAACGACUUCCAGCACGUUUUAUGGCUAACGUUGGCGCUCGGGCGACCAAUCUUCACUCAUCCAUGGCAUGUACUCGAACUUAAGCAAUCAAUUAGCGUUCCUUGGUGUUACACAAUCAAGCUUGAUCUUCGCAAUCAAGCAGCAGGCGUCAAGCGUAUGGCGUGCGGUGAGCGGCUGAUAUUAGAAAAUACAAAAACAAACAAACAUACAUACAUAUGUCCAUAUGUAUUUUGUAUCAAUCUUGAAAAGCAAUAAAGCGCAGUAAGCUGUAGAUAAGUACUGAAAAAUAGAAAAAGAAGAAUAAGAAGAAGAAGCAGCAGAGUGUCUACCAAUGUACACAAUACUCGGGUAGGUGCGGCGUGUUAUCCCGUUAUUUGAAUUGAGUGUAAGGAUCUAGAAGCAUAAGCAGACGUAAAUUAUUUACUGUGUUCACUGCCAAACAAAAAAAAUCUAACUGUAAAACAGAAAACCAAAAACAAAAUAUGCGAAUGUAUGCAAAAACAAUAGAAGUUGAGUAAUAUAUGUAUAUGUAUAAGAAAUGCAAAAGUGUGGCAACACCACCCAAAUAAAUGCCAAAUUCCGUAUGCACAAACCAAAUAGUGAGUUGCAAAGUGCUGUGUGAGUUGUGGGGGGCGUGGCUGCGCACGCUCUUUUCUACUGUAGACAAACACACAUACAUACACACUAAACACACACACACACACAGAAAGACAUAAAAUAACGGUAAACACACAUUAAAGCUUGCAAAUAUUUGCCCGGAACACGAGAUCAGCAGGCGCGCAGUGCGCAAAAUCGACGCCGACGACUGCUUGACGAAAAGCAACUAAAAUUAAAACUAACAAAUAAAAAAUAAACAGUUAUACUUUAAUAAUUCAAAAAACAAAAACAAAGCAAAAAACACUCGAGCAUAUAAGUAAAAGCAAAACAAAAAAAAAAGUAAAUGCGAAAUUGUGACACAACGACUAUUUUAAUUAAAAAUAAUUAAAUUAAUUAAGGCAAGCAAAAGAAAUAGGUGAUUAUUGUGAGAACCCUUAGCGUAAGGUAUGCAUAAAAUGAAUUUGUAUUAGUCAAUAAAAUACAAAAACAAAAAUUAUAAUAAUAUGCAUAAAACCAAUGGCAU
Molecule: messenger RNA, 8568 nt
Organism: Bactrocera dorsalis (oriental fruit fly)
Lineage: Eukaryota; Metazoa; Arthropoda; Insecta; Diptera; Tephritidae
Gene: Glut1
Product: glucose transporter type 1
Exons: 18
Biological process (GO): monosaccharide transmembrane transport
Cellular component (GO): membrane
Molecular function (GO): hexose transmembrane transporter activity
Source: RefSeq, a predicted model, not a curated record